This is a messenger RNA of Raphanus sativus (radish), 525 nucleotides long. RefSeq lists its product as uncharacterized. Lineage: Eukaryota; Viridiplantae; Streptophyta; Magnoliopsida; Brassicales; Brassicaceae. The transcript has 6 exons. The record is from RefSeq and is a predicted model, not a curated record. Bases 1 to 525 code for a protein of 174 amino acids.
AUGGAGAAAAUGUUGCGUCUUAUCCAUGCCAGUCGACUUGUUUUCGCGUUUGCGUUUAUCGUGUCUGCUUGGAGAGAUUAUGAUGAUGAACGUACUUGGUUGGUAUUUAACCUUAAUGGUGAAGAAGCUGCUCAGGAGUACAUAAUUCUUGGUAUAGUAAUGAAGGCCAAGUACAUAAUUGGUCUUGGUAUUGUGAUGAAGUUAUACGGAGGGAUAUCUUUCCUCUCCAGCACUUGCCCCGGAGCGCUUAUCUUGUAUGUUAACGAGACACUGUUAGCAGAUAAUGGAGUGCGCAUGGCCAUGUGCCACCACGAGUCCAUAGAUCAGGAAGAACAGAGCCAGAAAUUUUGCGAUCUAAUUAACGAGAUUGAGAGACAAGCCAACUCGAAUCCUCUGUUCACACAGAGCAAGUUUAACACAUUUUUCUUGCCCUUCAUUAAGGGUUUUGGAAUAAUAGCUGCUUUGGUGUUCUUCAUUACGAUAAAACAUAAGUAUGGGAUGCUCAAGAAGCACAAAACUAAUUGA